CGCACCGGAACGUUUCUCGAGUCGAGGUCCAAGCGCGGAAUAAACAGAGUCGAGAGACUAGAGAGAGAGAGAGAACGACGCGAGCAGAGAGGCGAUCAUGAUGCUCGGUGGAAACGGCAAGCGGCCAGGGGCACAGGGCUGAGGGCUGAGGGCUCGCAAGAGCUCGUUUAGCGCGUUCCACACGCGUCGCGCGAAGGUUCAGCGAUGGAACAGGUUAAACCGCCUUCCUCGAGACUACUCAGCACGUCCUGCAUCGAGAACAAGGACGAGUUGGAAGAGAAAUUCGAGAGAUGUUACACGGUGCUUCAGAACCUGACUGCAGGACUGUCGGAAAAGGAAGCUCACGAUACCUUGAAUAAUGCCGUAUGCAAGGACAAGACGCACGAAGAAGUUUCACUGGGAUUACUGGUGGUCAUCCUCACCGAUCCACAGGAAGCCGCUAAAAGUUAUAGGGACUUAACAUUGAUUACCCGAGAUGGCCUUGCUAUUGUGUUAGGUCAUCUUAAUCAACUGGUACUCGAAAGGUACCUGAGGUUGCACGACGUGGCCAGGAGUCAACUACUUUGGCUGCUCAGAGAAAUGAUAAGGACCAGUGUUGGCAACGUCGAUAACCUGUGUUUAACUUUGCUGAGGCAUGCAGCUGGUGGUGAUAUUUCCCAGAGGAAUUUGUUCCUCGUCGACGCCUUGUUAGAUAUAUUUCAGGAGAACAGACCAUGGUUGGACAAGUUUCCUUUUCUGGUUGCUUCUAUCGUGUACACGUACUUACGACUGAUAGAGGAUCACAGUGCACCGCAUCUGUCCACGCUCCGGCAAAAGGAAGUAGCUUUCAUGGUAUCCUUAAUACGAGAGAGAAUAGUCGACUGUUUAGUUAUUGGCAGGGACUUAGUACGCUUGCUCCAAAACAUAGCAAGAAUUCCAGAGUUCGAAGCACUUUGGAAGGAUAUUCUUCUCAACCCAAAGUCUCUCUGCCCUACGUUCACCGGAGUGCUCCAAUUAUUACAGACGAGAACUUCUCGGAGGUUUCUCCAAUCGAGACUCACUCCGGACAUGGAGAGGAAACUCGUGUUCCUAACCAGUCAAGUGCGCUUCGGUAACCAUAAAAGGUACCAAGAUUGGUUCCAGAGACAGUACCUAGCAACUCCCGAGUCUCAGUCUCUAAGAUGCGACCUCAUACGCUUCAUCGUUGGAGUGAUACAUCCAACGAACGAACUUCUCUGUUCGGAUAUUAUACCACGAUGGGCUGUGAUAGGCUGGCUGUUCACCACGUGUACGUCGACCGUGGCUGCUAGUAAUGCCAAACUAGCCCUAUUUUAUGAUUGGCUUUUUUUUGAACCCGAGAAGGAUAACAUCAUGAACAUCGAACCAGCGAUUCUUGUGAUGCACAACUCUAUGAGAUCACACCCUGCAGUCACUGCCACUCUUUUAGACUUUCUUUGCAGGAUAAUACCUAAUUUCUACCCGGCCCUGACGGAGAAAGUUCGAAACGGUAUUUUUUCUUCUCUGAGACAAAUUCUAGAAAAGAGAGUCUUAGCCACUCUGUAUCCUCUAUUUGACAGUCCCAAACUAGACAGAGAAUUGAGAUGUAAAAUACGAGAGACGUUCAAAGAGUUUUGCUUACCACCCAACUCGGAUCCUGCAGGUAAUAAGCUUCCGAUAUAUUCAGGUAAAAUGGAAGAUCUUAAUAAAGACAUCGGUCCAGGGCUCAUGUUGGAGAAUACAGGGAACUCAGCGAUAGAAAACAACCACGUGGGUCAAGAACAAGAACCAGCAUUUAGCGACGAAGAAGAGGAAACUCCAUUAAGGAUAGUAACUAAAACUGAAGAAGAAGAGGAUGACGAGGAAGAUGUUCCGUUAGCCACGGUGAAGUUGAAAAAUGAACAAAGGAACUCGAAUUGUGUUGUAAAGAAAGAGGAAGUUACUUCACAGCUGAAUUUCAUGCUCGAGCCCGAAGAGUUGCGAACUGCAAUGGAGAGUCUUCAUCUCGAAUCCGACAACGAGGCUAGAUGUCAAACGAUGGAAAGGAUAGUGCAGAUGGUCGUCGAAGACGAGAUAGACGCGGAAACAAUACCGGCCUUGGCUUCCUGCAUUUCCACUAUUCUUUCCCCGCAAAUCACUGCGCAGAUAUUUCCCUCGGACAACCUAAAUGAAGAGGCACUCGCCGACAGCAUCAGCACGCCUAUCUUCGUCAUGUUCCGAAAUCAGUUUCAAUUAUGUAAGGAAGAAGACAACAGGAGAAAGCUGUUAGCACGGGUACUCGCUGAAUUGCAAUCUAUUCAACCACGAAUAGGCUACUUGCUUCUAUACUUCUUAAAAGUUUGGGGAAGAGAAGAACAGAAAAGAGAAGGGGAACCAAGUAAUAUUUUAAACGACGUAAAAGCAUCGGUGUACAAAGACGUUUGCACGCAGCGAGAAAAAAAAUUGGACGCGUGUCUCGUGCAGGAUUUAAAGCUUUGUCACGAGGAUGAUAUCUUCAUGUUAUGCUACCUGGUACCUGACGUCUACACGGAAUUUCAAAAUAUAGCCUUGGGUAACGUACAGCUCUUGCACCUUGUCGUGUCAACGGUGGAUGCGUGUCAAUUGCAAGAAUUGGUCUGCCAAAUAAUGCAAGGCCACUUGAAGAUGCUAAAGAAGGAGUCUUUCACCGCUCUCUUAACUGCCAGUCUUAAUUGGGAGACUUUCGAGCAAUACUGCUUCUGGCAGCUAAUCUUCGCUCACGACUUCCCAAUCGAUUACGUGUUACCAGUUCUGCCGAAGCUGCAAUUUCGUGACCACGCAGAAGCUCUCACCUCGAUACUUUUCAUGCUUAAACAGGAGAAGCCCACCCCGGAACUCUUGAAGCAAUUACUCGCUCGACAGAGCGCGGACGGUGAUAUGUUCGUAGUUGCGGCAUUACGGUAUUGGUGUCGCGACUACGAGGAGAAACUCGCUGAACUUCUGGCAAACUUGUUAAGUGCCCGUUAUCCUGCAACUAGUCCGAACAAGCGGAAGCGAACCGGGGCGAAACACAACCAAACCGGACCACCCUCUGGGGAACAAGUCCUCGGACAUUUGGACCAGCUGCGCCAGCACUGUAACUCGACGACGGAGUUGCAAUUGUAUCACUCGGAAGUGAUGCAGCGGGCGUUGCAACAGGCCCAGGCGGCGAGUAGCGAUUCCCUAAGGAAAAGUUACGGCGACCUCUUCGCCCUGGCCGAGGUAAACGAGGAGAACGAACCUCCGCCACCACCGCCGUCGACAACUGCGAGGAAACACGCGGCUGCAUCCGCUGCGGGAGGUGGCGGAGCUGGGAAAGGAGGCCACAGGAAAGCUGGAGCUAACACGAGGGAGAGGUCUACUACGAAGAGGCCACCUCCACGGGAUAGGAACACGGAGAGUAGCGACCAAAGUAGCGAGGAGGAAGAGAUCGUAAAACCAAAGCAAGCGAAGAAGAGAAAAAAGAUAAAUCCCGUCGACUCGGACAGCGACUGACCACCCAGUGUCUUCAUACGUCACAUGGACCACGUCACGUGUGUGCAGCAAAUUAAGCUAGCCUUAAGGAUACUAAGAUAAUAUAAUAUAAUAUAAAGAUUAGGUACACGCAAAUGCGAAUAUAGAUAGGUGACGAGCUGUAAAUGAAACGCGAGAAAUUCGCGGGGUGAAAGAUAACUCCUCUCGGCAACAGGUGUUCUAACAAAUCUGUGACGUUUACGGGUGUAAGCCUUUCGUUAAUGUUUAGCCUUGUUCUAACUACAGUCGUUUUAACGACGGACAAUUUAAUAACACGUUUUGCGAGAGAAUGCACGCGGAAAGUGUAGGGAUUGAUCGAGAGUCAGAUUGCGAUCCAAGCAACCGCUGUGUUUAAGUUUCAACCAAUGAUCAAUUUCUCUUUUUUUUUCUCCCUCCGACUUUCAGCGGUGAACGGGGAAACGCGUUAACGUCUCGACGCGUUAUUAACGAAUCCGAAUCCUCGUUAUGUUGCCAUACCUGUAAAUAUAGUAUCUACGAAUGAUAGCUAAUUUUUAUUAGAACUAAGUACUUUCCGCUGCAGGAGUAUCGUGAUGCUUCGCGGUGAAAAGCGUGCAGUUUUACAACCAAAUGUAUUCCGUUUGUUACGUCAGCUUAGGGGAGCACAAUCAUUUAGUAAUUUUAUGAGCCUUAUUGUUUAACUCGGCAGCGAGUCGUCCACGUCGGACCGAUAAAUAUGUAUGUUUACCUGUCUUACCGACAUUUUAGGGACUCUCCCUUUGAACCAUUCGACAUCUAGGGUCAGAGUCGAAUUUGACGGAGUUGCUUGAAUGCUAACAAUAACUUUUUCAUUUUAUUAAAACACUCUCUUCGGAAUGAGAUAAUCUCGGUCCGAUGGACCACUCGUCGUUUGCGGAGGACCUUCUCUGUAAUCUAAGUCGACUAAUGAGCGUCACUAGCUACACUCAGAAUGUACAUUUCCUGUAAAAUCAAUUGCAUUAGAUUAGGUAGUUGAGUUAUGUAUUUUCUAGACUGUACAUACGGGAAAAGAGACGAAAGAGGACAUACGUUUAGUCGGUCUUACGUAUGGGAGUCGCUCUGAUAUCGCGUGAAAUCGAUUUUAUGAUGAUCGAUUGGAGAGGCAGAAAGAGACGCGGAUCAGCGAUGGGAAGAGUGUCAUUUAAUCACGAUUGCAAUUGAGGAUGUAACUCCUAAUUCUUGUAAUAUUUUUGAACCGUUUUCUGUGAGUAAAUCAAUUAGCAGAUGUGUAGUUUGAAUGAGAUUUAUUCACGAAAGCAUUGAAAAUAAUAGGAGAACUAUGGUAUGAUUACUUAAUUAUGAUUGUUAUUAAAUUGCAAUUUUUUACAUAUCCGAGGUAUAGUGCGUACCAUUCGUACGUACUAUGGAGCUGAUGACGCGAAUGUCGCAUGUGAACGCAAACGGUAUGAAUGGCUGAGUCGUCGAUCGGGCGCGGCGUUUUACGAAUAAGCUGUACAAUUUAUUCAUAAAUUUUGCGUACGAACGAUUGGUAAUAGCAGGGCCAGCGUUAUUACGGACUUUUCUACGUGUAAAUAGGUGUCGAGUUUAAUCGAAGGGAAUGUUUAAAACGAACGCCAGUGGCUUAGCUUGAACUUGAGCCGGUUGUGCGGAAAACAAAGUGUAAACAUUUAAUGUUUUUAACGAUCUUGUACACACGAAAUACAUGUAAAUACAUUCGUAGGAUAAUCGUAAUGCGGAUAUAAACAUUUAAUGUUUUUAACGAUCUUGUACACACGGAUAAACGUAAAUGUAAAUACAUAGAGAUUACCGAAAA
Molecule: messenger RNA, 5257 nt
Organism: Orussus abietinus
Lineage: Eukaryota; Metazoa; Arthropoda; Insecta; Hymenoptera; Orussidae
Gene: IntS3
Product: integrator complex subunit 3
Exons: 10
Coding region: 205-3468 (1087 amino acids)
Cellular component (GO): cytoplasm
Source: RefSeq, a predicted model, not a curated record